GUUUAUAUAUCUAGAAGCGUCUGGAGCCAUGCCACCGAGAAAGAGCAGAGACAAAGAGGUUCAGCCAGCCCAGGUUGACCAUGCAGAUGACAGUCCACUCCACUCUGAGGGUGAAAAUGAUCCCAUCAAUUUUCUCCCAGUGUCACCUCUGGUAGAACGAUCCUAUGGGAAUUCAGUAUUUAAGGAGAAAGAAGCAGACCGUGGGGGUGACUUUGCUGAAUCAAGUAAUAUGUUUAGAGAAUCCUCCAGACGUCAGGAAGAGAUAAUUAGACAAUGUAUGGAAGACAUGAGACGGGUCUUUGAGGAAAGCACUAGGGUGAUGCGAGAAACUGGGGAAGAAAGUCGUAGAACACUACAGACUGUUUCAAAACAAGUGGUUGAGCAAGUGCGACAGCCCAGACCUGAGAUUCCUCCUCCAGUCGUUGAAAUGCCCAGACAGAUUCAGGAAGCCCCAAUCCCAAAGACAGCCUUUCGAUGCCUAGGUGCUGUUGGAACUUUUGAAUGGGUUGUGAUGCCAUUUGGUCUGAAGAAUGCUGGAGCUACCUAUCAAAGAGCCAUGAAUACAAUUUUUCAUGAUAUGAUUGGUAAAUUCAUGGAAAUUUAUAUUGAUGAUGUUGUGGUGAAGUCACAUGGGGAAGCAGACCACCUGGUCCAUUUGAGGAAAGCUUUUGAGCGGAUGAGGCAACAUGGCUUGAAAAUGAACACACUAAAGUGUGCCUUUAGAGUGUCUGCAGGUAACUUCCUUGGGUACUUGGUGCAUGAGCGUGGUCUGGAGGUUGACAAGAACAAAGCUAGGGCUGUGAUUGAGGCGAAACCACCACAGAACAAGGAGUUGCAAAGAUUUCUUGGCCAAGUUAAUUUUUUAAGACGAUUCAUUUCUAACUUGACUGGGAAAACCAGAGUCUUUUCUCCUCUGUUGAAACUCAAGUCUGAGGCAGAUUUUAAGUGGGAAGAACACCACCAGUUUGCCUUUGAUAUGAUAAAGCAGUACUUAUCCAGACCACCAGUACUUAAGGCAGUCAAAGGGCAGGCACUGGCAGACUUUCUUGCAGAUCAUCCAUGUCUGGACGUGGAAGCAGAUGAAGAAAAAGGGAUUAACUUGUUUUCAAUAAGUUUAGUUCCCUGGAUACUUAUUUUUGAUGGAUCUAGUACAGAGACCAUGUCUGGAGCUGGAGUCGUGGUUAUCUUCCCGUCUGGGCUAAAAACACAGAUGUCUUUCCAGCUGGAUUUUGAUUGCACAAAUAAUCAAGCAGAAUAUGAAGCUUUGAUUAUUGGUCUUGAGAUAUUGGUGGAGCUUAAAGUAUCCAUGGUUGAGAUUGCUUUAGGUCUGCAAAUUCCUGAAGCAUUGAUGUUACUCAAACAGACUGGCGCUUUCCAAUUAUUCAGUACCUUAAGGAUCAAAGCACAAAGGAGAGGCCACGAUGAACUACUGCUACGUUGUCUGGGUCCAUAUGAAAGUUUCCAGAUGCUGUCUGAUGUCCAUGAUGGGAUUUGUGGUGCACACCAGGCUGGGAUCAAGAUGCGCUGGUUGAUUCGCAGACAUGGUUUCUUUUGGCCGUCUGUCUUGAAAGACUGUAUUGCUUAUGUUAAGGGCUGCAAAUCUUGUCAGAUCCAUGGGCCACUUCAAAGAGUUCCAGCCUCUGAACUUAACUCUAUUGUGAAACCAUGGCCAUUUCGAGGCUGGGCUAUUGACUUAAUUGGUAAGGUGUAUCCUCCGUCAUCAAAAGGUCAUUCAUUUAUUAUAGUGGCAACAGAUUAUUUUACCAAAUUGGUGGAGGCUAAACCAAUGAAGAAGGUAGACCAAUCUGAUGUAAUCAAGUUCAUCAAAGAGGACAUUAUUCACAGAUUUGGUCUGUCAGAAACAAUUACCACAGACCAAGGCACAGGUUUUGUCAGCCAUCAAGUGGAGGCAUUUGCAAAGGAAAUAAGUUUUCGUCUGUUAAAUUCUACUUCUCAUUAUGCACAAGCUAAUGGGCAAGCAGAGGCUUCUAAUAAGGUGGUGAUUACUUUGCUUGAAAAAAUGGUAGAUGACAACCCCAAAUGCUGGCAUGAACUGUUGUCUGAAACACUGUGGGCUUAUAAAACUUCACAAAGGAGUUCAACCAAGAUGACACCUUUUGCCUUGACAUAUGGCCAUGACGUAGUCUUGCCAAUUGAGCUAACAGCCAUGUCUUUAAGAGUGGUGAUUCAGCAUAAUCUCCAGUUUGGAGAAUAUGAUGAGGCCAUGAUGCUUGAGCUUGAGGACCUUGAAGACUCACGUUUGACAGCUUUGGAUAGAUUGCAAGCUCAAAAACUCAAAAUUGCAAAGUCUUACAACAAGAGAGUAAAAGGUAAAAAUCUGGCAGUUGGUGACUUGGUCUGGAAAGCAAUUUUACCUCUUGGCAAGAAAGCUCACAGAUUUGGGAAAUGGUCUCCAAAUUGGGAAAGACCAUUCCGAAUUCAUGAAGUGUUGAGAGGGGGUGCUUAUUGGUUAGAGUCACUUGAUGGAGAGCUUCAUCCCAGAAAAAUUAAUGGAAUUUAUCUCAAGCCUUAUUACCCCAUAGUCUGGGAGGCAAGAGGCUUAGAGUCCCAAGAAGCUGUCUGAGCCAGAUUCUGCAGCCAGAUUUUGCACGUGGCCUUUGGAGUCUGAAGCCUGAAAGGUAAUUCAAAAUUUAAACACUUGGAUUUAUUCCCAUAAAACCAAGCGUUGGGGGGCAUUGUUUACACCUAAAAUAAAUCAAUAGGGUAAGG
Rubroshorea leprosula is the source of this 2730-nucleotide messenger RNA. The record is from the annotation of a GenBank genome assembly. Lineage: Eukaryota; Viridiplantae; Streptophyta; Magnoliopsida; Malvales; Dipterocarpaceae.